AUGGCCAACGAAGGAAAUGCGGCAGAAUCGAUUGCCAAAAAGUUGGCACAAGUGAGUGUUUAUCAAUUCAAAUCACUUGAAUAAACGAGCCAUGUUCAGGAAGAAGAAUGGCUUCAAAGCUUCCAGAAAAACAUAACAAAAAGCUCCCAAAUUCGUCACGGAAUCGAGCAAGUUGUCGAUAAGUUUGAUCAACGGCUCAGUUCCCUCGAAAAGAAUGUUCUUCCCAUGCAUAUUUCCAACGGACAAUUACAAAAGAAGCAGCACAGUGAGAAGAACAUUCCAAACUAUUCCUAUAUGAAAUUGAACUUCCAGAUAUCCAGAGAUUGAUAAACACAAUCGAUGCGACACUUCAGUUUUACGGUAAAACAAAUACAGUAGAAAAUGCGAUCAGAGACGGAAAUCCCCUCGGAGAUCUGACAGCCUAUUUGGAGAACAUGGAAUGUCUUCAGCAAGCAAUUAACUUCUUCGAAACGCAUCCGAACUAUGCAAGCCAGACGGAAAAUAUGAAAAUGACACUUGAUACGGGAUACACAAUACUCGAAAAGGCUUACAAGUCGGUUCUCCAGAAAAACAGUGUCACGGUGGAGCCGAAACUGUUUGUUAGAGCUAACGAACAGGAAGAGAUGACGCCGCGAAUGAGCGAGAUCAAAAUAAUCAACGACGAAGAGGCGAUCAUAAAAAUAGGAGUUUGGCUUCUUAAACAACAUCGUGUUCACUUCCUGAGCCAUUAUUCUGACAUUCGAGGAGCACAGCUUCUGAAGAACAUCAAGAACAUUGCAGAGGCUCAGAAGACGUUCCAAAUGGCGUCGAGAAGUAAAUUGUACGUUUAAACAAUUCAGAAUUGUUCAAAUAUAACUAUUAAUCAGAUCUACCGUUCGUAAACCAGUCCAGCGAAACGAAAAGGUUGAAGCUCUGAUUGAAGUAGACGCGUGCCACGUCAUGUGCUCCACGCUGCUCACUUUGCUCGAAUUGGAAGAGAAACUGAUGGUUAAAGCGAUUCCGGACACUUCGAGAAGAGCCCAAGUGUUCCGAGAGCUCGUCUCUCGCCCUCUCGCUCACGCAGUCCUUCAAACACAAAAGAUCGUCAACGAACGGGACAUCGGAAUAGUCCCACUUCUCCCUCUUCUUCAUCUUCUUUCGCAGAACUACGCACGGUUUCAUAAUCUGGCCACGGUCAGUGUGAGCUAUAAAAAAAGUGACAAAAUAAAAUGAAGAGUGGAUUCAGAAUAGUAUUGGCGACGUUCAAUUCGAUUCGUUGAUGCGUCAACUGCAAGUGAAAUGCUCUUCUUAUGUGAACGAGGCCAUCGAGAAUUUGAACGAGGACACGACGAAGUUUGUGCCUCCGGAUGGGAAUGUUCAUCCUACCACUGCAUCUGUAAGCCAUCUUUCGGCAUUCUCAUCUUUCACUAUCCGAUCUUCAGACUCUGAACUUCCUCUCCAGUCUCACAGUUCAUCGGGUGACAGUCACCCAACAAGUACUCGCUCUCACGGCGCCACAAGGCCAGAACACCAAUCUCCUGCUGCCGAAAUUGUUCGGUAAUCUACUCUCUCGACCGCCCAUCUCUUCAUCACGUCUGUUUCAGCGAGAAUAUUGUCCGCUCUUGGAAGUAUGCUAAAAAAGAAGGCCAAUCUGUAUGAUGACCCAACCCUGGCCACCAUCUUCCUUCUCAACAACUACAACUACAUCGCAAAGACGUUGGCCGAUGAGCAGGAUGGCCUUUUGCCCGCUAUAACCGAGAUGAACACGAACAUUCUGUCUUUUUAUCGCGAGGAGAUUGCCACGUGUACAAACGAAUAUCUGAAGAGUUGGAAUGGAAUUGCGACAGUUCUGAAGUCUGUGGAUCGGAUCGGAGAGGAUAAACAGAUGGCCAAGCAGAUUAUGAAUGUAAAUUGGAUCUUUUAAAUCAAAAUAUAGUUAUUUUUCAGACAUUCGUCCGAGACUUUGAUCAAGUUCUCGCUCAACAAACUGACUACUGCAUCUCGGAUCCGAGCAUCUCAGCGAACGUGCAAUCCCAAGUGAAGGGACGGAUCUGGAAGAACUAUUCGAUGCUUCUGGACGCUUGUCAACGGCUGCACGUCUUCCCGCAAGGCAUCAAAUACACGGAAAACACAUUUGACAUGGCCAUUCGCAAUCUUUUCUCUUCUGCGAGAAUCAACUAG
Messenger RNA from Caenorhabditis sp. 36 PRJEB53466, 2160 nucleotides. NCBI's taxonomy places the organism in Eukaryota, Metazoa, Nematoda, Chromadorea, Rhabditida, Rhabditidae. The record is from the annotation of a GenBank genome assembly.